Caenorhabditis remanei is the source of this 771-nucleotide messenger RNA. RefSeq lists its product as uncharacterized. Gene Ontology annotation, molecular function: tRNA binding; kinase activity. The transcript has 2 exons. NCBI's taxonomy places the organism in Eukaryota, Metazoa, Nematoda, Chromadorea, Rhabditida, Rhabditidae. Bases 1 to 771 code for a protein of 256 amino acids. The record is from RefSeq and is a predicted model, not a curated record.
AUGUCGAUUCUUCUCCUCUUUAUGGGUCUCCCUGCAUCCGGCAAGUCUUCUCUCCGACUCCGCCUCCAAACCGCCCAUCCAGAACUCAUCGAAUCCACGUCAUUCGACGAAUUCCGAAUGACGAUGAUGCAAACGUGCUCCACGGCGAAUGCGCGCGAAAAUCGAAAAGCAUUUCAACGAGACGUCGAAUCUCGAAUCUCCGCCCAGUCUCCCGCCGACAAAAUAUGGAUAAUCGAAGACAUUUUUUAUCUGAAGAGUAUGCGACGCCCAUUCUCCAGAAUCUCCAGACGACGUCAUCUGAAAUAUGGAGUCGUGAAUCUGAAGGUGUCUCCUUUUGAAGCGAUUCGACGGAAUUCUGGAAGGAAUUCUGAUGAAAAACAGAGAGAAGAAACGAUUUGGAGGGUUUUUGAAGAGAUGGAACCACCGGAACAUUCGACUGAAAUAUCGAUUGAUUUGGAGCAUGAGGAGGCGGGGCUUAUUGGGUUGGAAGAGGUGUUGGGGAGGUUGGGAAUAAGGAUGAAUGAACGAAAGGAUUCUGAGGAAUUGGAGAUGAAAAAGAAUCCCCCGACGUCUUCUACUGUCCCAUCACCCCUUGAGAUUCUCGAUGUUAAAACUCGUCGUCUCGUCUCUCAACUAAUUCAAAACGAUCGAUUCCUGGAUGGACGGAAACUCAGUGUGGCGAGGAAAAUGCUCAUUUCUUCUUCUGAUUUAAAUGAUCUGUCUGAUGUAGAAUUGAAAGAGAAAUUGUUAGAUUUGUAUGAUAAAUUAUAG